Molecule: messenger RNA, 1000 nt
Organism: Guyanagaster necrorhizus
Lineage: Eukaryota; Fungi; Basidiomycota; Agaricomycetes; Agaricales; Physalacriaceae
Exons: 5
Coding region: 210-941 (243 amino acids)
Source: RefSeq, a predicted model, not a curated record
UUCGGCUCGUCGUUUUUGCACAGAGAUUGAAGAGGCAUUUCUGCGAAUUUUCUUGCGAGGCGGCUGGGUAUCGUAGGUGGCGGCCAUCGCGACUUUCAGAUGAGGGUAAGCGGGCAAGACGCGAUCCUCCAAAAUUUGCAGAAUCGAUCAAGAAGGCCUCUAUUAGGCUACGCCACGGUAGCCAAAUAAUUCCCUUCUGUCCCUCCAUCAUGAAUAGUCUGGCGGUUCUGGAAAAAAUACUCAUUGCGAUCUUUGUAUUUUUCGUCGUUGUCGUAAUCGUUUCAAUUGUAAAACGUCGCGGAAAUGUAGUGCUCCUUGUUGGCCCCUCUGAUGGUGGCAAAACAGCGAUAUUUUCAAAGCUUGUAUAUGACCAAUUGCUACCGUCGCAUACAUCUUUACAGGCCAACGCCUCAUCCGUUAAAUCGCCUUCGUUCAACUAUCCUGUAGUCAUUGUCGAUAUACCUGGUCAUCCAAAGAUGCGAGACCAGUUCAAAGAACAUAUGAAGGGGACAAUUGUUAUCGCUUUCGUCGUCGAUGCAAGCACAGUGUCGCGUAAUGCGGCCGCCGUUGCCGAGCAUCUUCACAUCAUAAUGGACGCUAUAAACAACUUACCAUCUCAUCAAAAGACACCCAGUCUGAUCGUUGUCGCCCACAAGACCGACCUACUCAAGAACGUGGCCAGGGAGCUAGAGAAGCGCCGGGCUUCUCAGUCAGGUGGCUUGGAAGUUGAAGGCCUAGGCGAGGAUGAGAAAACAGAGUUGGGUGGUCUUGAAUGUGCGGGCACUGCUACAACAUUCAGGUUCUCCGACUGGAAAGGUGCUGAGGUGCACUUUAUUGCCACAUCCGUGAAAGAGUCAACGAAAGGUGCAGACGAUGAGAAGAGCGACCCACAAAUUGGACUUAGUUCUCUACGAGAACUUUUGUUCACCAUACAGCGAUAGAUCUAUCUUACGGACAAUAUGUAUUUUAUUAGCGCAAAGGGUCUCGAUGAAGGGUCAGU